GCGGCUGCUCCACUUUGAGCCACUCAAGUCUCAAUUCUCAAAAUAACUUAAUUGGUUCCCUCUUUCUUCUCUAAUUCAUUCAUAGGAAAACAUUUCAGCCCAACUCUCGAGUAGUAGAGGUAACUUAAGUACAAUGGGUUCCACAGCGUAUACUGGUGUAUAUAGUAGCCUUUUAUGCAAAACUAGAGCUUCUUCUUUGAUGGGUGUUUCUUCUAUUCCGUUGAUGGAACCAAGAAUUAGACCAGAAAUAACUAACUCCCAGAGACAUCUCAGAGUAGGAAUUUCCCCUUCCCUGAGGAAUGUAUCCUACAACAUGGGCUUGAAGAAAGUUCCACUUAUAAUCACCAGAGCCAGCUCAAAACCGAGUGACAGUAACGAUGAAGCUCUUGGCCAGAAUAAGACACCAUUUGGCUAUACGAGAAAGGAUGUUAUAUUGAUUGGCGUUGGAGUUACCCUUCUAGGGUAUGGCUUAAAGAGUGGAUUAGAGUUCUUGGGAUUUGACCCUUUACAAGCUGGAAAUGUAGUUCAAUUAGUCCUCGUUUUGGGUCUAACAGUUGGAUGGAUAUCAACAUACAUCUUCCGGGUUUCAAACAAGGAAAUGACAUAUGCUCAACAGUUACGAGACUAUGAAAGCAAAGUCAUGGAGAAAAGAUUAGAGAGCUUAACAGAAGCAGAGUUGCAAGUAUUGCUUGAGCAGGUCGAAGAAGAGAAGAGUCGUCUGGCUAGUGGUAAAGAGGUCAAAUAGAUACCCUUGGUUUCCAUGCCAAAUGGUCUAAACCAUAAGGAAGUUUGUACAAUAGUCAAGAGUAUGCUUGCCUAACAUAUGAUGAACACAACCAACUUGAUAAAACAAUUCUGGAAUGAAAAAGGUUUCCCUAGGUGGGAGUUCCUGUUUCUGUAUAUUGAUGAUUAGGAUUUUAUAGAAAUACGUAAUAUCGAAACUAUUAUUUCUCUUCUGUG
Molecule: messenger RNA, 960 nt
Organism: Nicotiana tabacum (common tobacco)
Lineage: Eukaryota; Viridiplantae; Streptophyta; Magnoliopsida; Solanales; Solanaceae
Source: RefSeq, a predicted model, not a curated record